This is a messenger RNA of Branchiostoma belcheri (Belcher's lancelet), 3166 nucleotides long. RefSeq lists its product as uncharacterized. Bases 293 to 3094 code for a protein of 933 amino acids. The record is from RefSeq and is a predicted model, not a curated record. Lineage: Eukaryota; Metazoa; Chordata; Leptocardii; Amphioxiformes; Branchiostomatidae. The transcript is spliced from 22 exons.
CAUGUAGCAUCCAAACCCUGCCUUGUGACUUUGUGUCUAAGCAUUACAUACUAGUAUAAUCAAUGAAGAUAACAUCAGAAAACAAAAUCUCAAAUACCGCCAGUUAGUUAUUGGGUAUACGGGGUGACUGGAGGUUAACGACAGUACCGACAUCACAUGCCUCGCCUUAAUAAGAGGACGCAAGACCCUAACCUGUCUUCGUACUUGUUAGAGAGUGACAUUACAGUUACCCACACUUGAAGUGCAAACCUGUUCUGAACGCUGAUUAGAGACGUUGGUCAAAGAAGUGACUAUGGCGUCCAAAUUCCUGUUGGAGGCCUUUCUUCUGAUCUGUGUGUGCGUGUGUUAUGGCCACCUUCAUGUUAAACAGCCACAGGGUGAUGAAAACAGUAACAGCGAAGGUCUGGAAAAGGUCUGCACUGAAGAGUGCCCUGAGUUCGAGCUGUUGUGCUCGACCCCAGAGUACGACGUGAGGCGGUACAAAAGCGCCCUCUGGGCGUCCACCACGGUAUCGACCCUGUCUCUCUCCCAGGCCAGCGGGACAACCUGGAGCCGCAUCCACGAGUACUUCAAGGGCAAAAAUGAUCAAAACAUUAAACUGCCUGGGACCGGACCGAUGGUUACCCAGACCCGGGAGCCGGCGGAAAACAUCCUGAGAGAGAUCACCGUGUCCGUGCCCCUGCCGAGGAACAUGGCGAAACACCCACCGAUUCCGGACGAUCCCAACGUGGUGAUAGAUCUCGUUCCCGAGACUGUCGUGUACGUGAAGAAGUUCCAGGGUCAUUCACCCCGGGUCGGCUUUAUCGCUGACAAGGAGGCCAAAAACUUCUUCAAGACGCUUUCAGACAACAACGAGCCGUUCCUUGGGGACGGUGACUACUACUAUGUUGCACAAUACGACAGUAAGAGCGCCUCGUCCGGCCCUAAAACGUACAACGAGAUCUGGGUCUUUGCUCUUAACGAGAGACUGUUCAGGGUUCACGAGUUCAACGACCAUGCCGAACAGGCGUUCCCGACAUGUCUGCAGAAGGACGACGACAGGCUGAGGUCGUGGCACAUGUUGGACCAGGCCGACAUCCCUGUACAGGCUCUGGCACGGAAGCAGUGUUCUCAGACAUUCUGCAAACCACCAAAGCUGUGUCCAGAACCCGAAGUGAAGGAGGUGAAGGGAAUAGACGACAAGACCAUCACACUUAAGAAGUUCACAGAUCUUCAGUACACCAGCGUCAACCCUUACACCUGUCACUACGACACCGCUAUCAUAGCGGGUACAGAACCACUGGCGCAGCAUCUGCAAAACACAGGAGUCCCACCCUCUGAAGUCGCCAUCCUAUGCAUCGGCUCAGUUGAAAUUCGAGACGAGUUGGAUGGGAAAGACGGCUGCCAGAAAUUCUAUCGCGUGUAUGUUGCAAGAGGCGGUGCAAGUGGGAAUAAAGACCAGGACUUUCAUGAACUUUUCCUGGAUAAUGCCGAUGCUCACGGAUUGAGGAGUCCAAAGACAAAAGAAGUUUAUCAUUUGAAGAAGAACCCCCAGAUUCAAUACUUCUAUCACAAGUGCAUGGGCGGCAACAUGUACUACGAACCAGCCACCACCACUGCAACAGCGAACGUGCUCGUGGACAGGCUCAAGGAGGAGAAGAAGUGCUUUCUGGGUGAUCACAUUGGAGUGUGGGAACAUCAUCCACAAUCUAGGCUGUUCGACCGUUUCAAUGAGCUUUCCAUAGAUGCCGACCUGGACUGUAGUGACCAGGAAGGCCGUCCGGAGUUCACCUUCCACCUCCCGCUGAGUAAGAACUACAACCGGCACGAGCCGAAGCCUGUGUUCGGGGACCGCUGUACCACGUACGAGUGUCCCAACAUGUCCGUCGCCAUGAGGGUUGAGAACAACCUCAGGCUCAUGAAACACCCAGCAGCCACGUGGGUUUGCUCCAACAGCACGUCACUGUCCUGUUCUUACGAGCAGGCCUGGGAGAAGGCACUCCAGCCCAUCCUGUCAUACAUCAACGGCAAGAACGAGGACAACGUCAGGAUGCAGAUGACAAAACCCUUGUAUGGGCAGGGUUACAGUGGAGACCAUGAAUGUGUGAGACUGUUCACGAUGUGCAUGAUGCUGCCGAAGGAGUACGAGAACAACCCACCCAAGCCUGUCGAUGACCUGGUUGACUUUAGGACAGGAGAUAAGGAAAGUUACUGGUACCAGUCGACAUUUGUGGGCAAGCCUACUGCAGAUGUGCUCAACAAGCACCUGACUCGGAUGACGAAGCAGCUUGACGAACUCAAGACCUUUGGAGUGAACUAUACAACAGAGCACCUUUGGAUUGGAGGCUACGACGAUCCUGAUGAGGAGGAAGGUCUGUACGAAAUAAUCAUCGUAAAUCAACAGCAUAUUUACUGGAAGGACAGUGAGAAGGUGGAAGAUUCCGAGGAUAAGGCAGAGGAGGGAGAGUAUCCGGAUGAAGAGGUCCUGGACCUGGUUCCAAAGGAUUGCCGUUUGCCCACCUGUAAUCCCGUCCAAGUCACCAAGAAGCACGACAACUACAUAGAAAUAUACUUCCCCAAAUCCAAGGGUGUCUGCCAGUAUGUGAAAGGCUGUGGACACGGGUCCCCCCGCCGAGCUCUCUUCCUGCCCGUCUACAAGUACUUCAACGGAAACAACCAGGAGAAGGAGACGAUUGGAGACAUUAAGGACCCCAUGGUUUUCCAGGUAAAGAUCUACUCCCCUGAAGAGGAACUGGCCGGUGUUGAGGCAUGUGAGCGUGAGUUCCAACUCUGCGCAUCGCUGCCUUCUGCCUACGCGGACAAGGACAUUCCAAAACCAAACGGAGAGAAUAUGGCGACAUUUGACGCCGGGGAUGGAGCUCACGGUUACGCCAUCGGUGUGAAGGGGUCUUUCAACAGUAUCGACAUCCCUGCCACAACCAUCCGGCUCAUACAGACACUGAACGCCGAGAAGGUCAAGUACAGCCAGGACUGGUUGCUGAUAUUCGCACACAUGGAUGACUUCCCCAAAAAGGAGGAGGACAAGACAGUCUACUUUGCCUUCCUCCAGGACCAGGCCAUGACGGAUGGAGUACAUCCCACUGAUGGCGAGUAAGAGGGGAGAGAUCGGAAAACUGCCACGAAAGAAUACAUGGGAUGGAAUUCUCGAACAAAGUCGGUGAUACAU